Cheilinus undulatus (humphead wrasse) is the source of this 2743-nucleotide messenger RNA. RefSeq names its product component of oligomeric golgi complex 5 (gene cog5). Gene Ontology annotation, cellular component: COG complex. The transcript has 22 exons. The record is from RefSeq and is a predicted model, not a curated record. NCBI's taxonomy places the organism in Eukaryota, Metazoa, Chordata, Actinopteri, Labriformes, Labridae. Gene Ontology annotation, biological process: intra-Golgi vesicle-mediated transport. Bases 23 to 2470 code for a protein of 815 amino acids.
GUCACAUUGCGGAAGUAACAACAUGGAGGACGGGAGAGAAGGUUCCACGAAAUCACUUCUGAAAGAUGAAUGCUAUGCUGACUUCCUGGCAGAAGAUUUUGACGUGAAGACGUACACGGCUCAAGCCAUCCACCAUGCCGUCAUUGCUGAGCAGCUGGCCAAGCUGGCACAAGGGAUCAGUCAGCUGGACAAGGAGCUGCACAGCCAGGUUGUGGCUAGACAUGAAGACCUGCUGUCACAGGCAACUGGGAUAGAGUCUCUUGAAGGGGUCCUCCAGAUGAUGCAGACAAGAAUCAGUGCUCUACAGGCAGCUGUUGACAGGAUAAGGACAAAGAUUGUUGACCCAUAUAACAAGAUUGUGGCCCGGAUUACACAGCUGGCAAGACUACAGGUGGCCUGUGACCUGCUGCGGAGGAUCAUCAGGAUCUUGUACCUCAGCAAGAGACUACAGGGGCAGCUGCAGGGGGGCAGCAGGGAGAUUACCAAGGCUGCCCAGAGUCUCAACGAACUCGACUACCUUUCCCAAGGUGUGGAUCUGAGCGGCAUCGAGGUGAUAGAGAAUGACCUGCUGCUCAUCAGCAGAGCUCGGCUGGAGGUGGAGAACCAGGCCAAGAGGCUGCUGGAGCAGGGCAUGGAGAUCCAGAAUCCAACCCAGGUGGGAACGGCCCUGCAGGUCUUCUAUAACCUUGGCAGUCUAAGAGAAACCAUCAGCUCUGUGGUGGGGGGCUACAGGACCACCAUUAAGGACAACAUCAGCAGCGCUCUAGACAUCAAGGGUCUGACCCAGCCGGCCAACAUGAAAGGAGCACCAGGCAGAGCGGUACUGCCCACACCUGGAAACACGGCAGCUUUUCGUGCUGCUUUGUGGACCAACCUGGAGAAACUGAUGGACCAGAUCUGCGCAGCAUGCAGACAGGUGCAACAUCUACAGAAGGUUCUGAUGAAGAAGAGAGACCCUGUCAGCCACGUGUGCUUUAUCGACGAGAUCAUUAAGGACGGUCAGCCGGACAUCCUCUACACCUUCUGGAACGACGUGACCAACGCACUCAGCGAGGAGUUUCACAAAGCCACAGAAGCCUCAUCCUUCCUGAAGCAGGCAUUUGAAGGAGAGUACCCGAAGCUGCUGCGGCUCUACAACGAGCUGUGGCGACGCCUACAGCAAUACAGCAGCAGCCUGCAGGGGGCGCUGAACAGCAGUGGAGGGAUGGACGCGUCUCUGGACAUGAGCAGCACAGAGACGGACAGCCAGGAUCUGUUUACACACGGGAAACAGGAUUACAAUCCAGAAAAAGCUCUGAAAGACUCUCUGCAGCCAUAUGAGGCGGCGUACCUCUCCAAGUCCCUCUCUCGUCUGUUCGAUCCCAUCAACCUCGUGUUCCCGAUGGGCGGACGCAACCCGCCGUCCAAUGACGAGCUAGACAGCAUCAUCAAGACCAUCAGCAGUGAGCUGAAUGUAGCAUCGGUGGAUCCCAGCCUUUCUCUGGCUGUGGCGAAGAAUGCAGCAAAGACCGUCCAACUCUUUUGUGUCAAGUCGGAACAGCUGCUGUGCACUCAGGGUGAUGCAAGCCAGGUGAUUGGUCCGUUAACAGAGGGUCAGAGGAGAAACGUUGCCGUGGUGAACUCUCUCUAUCGUCUGCAGCAAGCUGUCGCAAAGAUAAUUUCGGGAUUGGGUUCAUGUCCACCGGCCGCUGCAGAGGCUCUCUCUUCUUCGUUGGAGGGAGUUCAGGCGCUGAUGAGCAGCGCCGUGCAGCCUCUCCUGAUGUCAGUCAGUGACUCCAUAGAGGCCAUCAUCAUCACGCUGCACCAGGAGGACUUUUCAGGCCCUCUGGCCACCCCUGAUAAGCCGGAUGUCCCAUGCUCCCUCUACAUGAAGGAGCUGCAGGGCUUCAUCACCAGAGUGAUGGCUGACUACUUCAGACAUUUCCAGUGCGUGGACUUCAUCUACGAAAGCACGGAGGCCAUCGCUCAGCGAGCCAUCGAGCUGUUCAUUCGACACACCAGUCUCCUGCGACCGCUCGGGGAGGGGGGAAAGAUGAGGCUGGCUGCAGACUUUGCACAGAUGGAGAUGGCGGUGGCUCCUCUGUGCAGGAGAGUCUCUGAUUUGGGGAAACCAUACCGAAUGCUGCGCUCCUUCAGACCUCUGCUGUUUCAGACCAGUGAGCUGAUAGCCAGCAGUCCAGCUGUAGGUGACCUGAUCCCCUACAGCACCCUGAUACACUUCCUGUUCACCCGAGCACCUUCAGAGCUCAAGUCACCUCACCAGAGAGCAGAGUGGUCAAUCGCCCGUUACUCCCAGUGGCUGGAUGACCAUCCCUCUGAGAGAGACAGACUCACUCUCCUCAGGGGUGCUCUGGAGGCCUAUGUGCAGUCAGUGAGGGCUCGGCAGGGUAAGGAGUUUGCUCCCAUCUAUCCCAUCAUGCUCCAGCUGUUACAGAGGGCAACCAGCAGCUCGCAGGAGGUCAGACCGUGAAGAGGAGCAUCGAGUUCUGGUCCAUCUACACUACAUAAUGAUGCUUCCAUGUUAUUUAUGAUCAUAUUUACAGUACCAGCUGAAUGAAGGGACUUUUUGUGGAGAAUGAUGGUUCAUAUUUUAAAAUGGUGAUUUUUUUUUUUUUAGAUCCAUGGUGUGGGCGUGCUAACCUUUAACUGACUCAUGUAACCAUGUCUGUACAUGAAAUAAUGCUGUCAUUGUGUGAAAUGUUGAUUGAAGACUCUUGAGAAUAAAUUUGGGACUAUUACAGGA